GUCUAAUUGAGUAUCUUCUUGUGAUGCUGUCAUAUGCCCCGUCCACCAGGUCGCAUUGACUUUUGCAUGCAGCUCAUAAUGAGUGGCGAGCACGGCCGACCAUACUCCUCACCAGCCCGCGGACUUCACUAAAUUCUAGUCGAAAUCAUGGACGUCGUUGCGGCAGUCUCUGGCUACAUCAGCCGUAUGGUUUCUGUGGGGGAUAGCACGGCUGGAGGGUCGUCAACCAAGAUGAAGAUUUUGCUACUCGAUGCCGAUACUGUGUCCAUUGUGUCGACCGCUACCACACAGAGUGCCCUGCUCAACCAUGAAGUCUUCCUCACCGAUCGCCUUGACAACCAAGCCCGCGAGAAGAUGCGUCAUCUACGUUGCUUGUGCUUCGUUCGACCCUCACCAGAUUCCAUACAGUUUCUCAUAGACGAACUGCGCGACCCCAAGUAUGGUGAAUACUAUCUGUACUUUAGCAACAUCGUCAAAAAGUCUGCGCUGGAACGACUAGCGGAAGCUGAUGACCAUGAGGUCGUACGCGCGGUUCAAGAGCAUUUUGCAGACUAUCUCGUGAUAAAUCCUGAUCUCAUGUCCCUUAACUUGACUUUUCCCCAGCGCCGCAUAUGGAGCAAUAGUCCAGAUAUGUGGAAUACUGAUUCGUUGCAACGGACUACAGAGGGUAUAAUCGCUCUGUUAUUGUCGUUGAAAAAGAAGCCACUUAUAAGAUAUGCAAGGAAUAGCUUAUUAGCAAAGAAGCUUGCCACCGAAGUACGAUAUCAGAUGACGCAAGAAGAUCAGCUGUUCGACUUCAGGAAAACCGAUACCCCUCCCAUUCUGUUGAUCCUGGAUAGGAGAGAUGACCCGGUUACUCCGCUUUUAACACAAUGGACAUACCAGGCCAUGGUACACGAGCUUCUGGGUAUUAGAAAUGGUCGCGUCGACCUAAGCGACGUGCCAGAUAUACGUCCUGAACUCAAGGAGAUCGUACUCCAGCAAGACCAAGACCCAUUUUUCAAGAAGAAUAUGUAUCUCAACUUCGGCGACCUUGGCCAGAACGCAAAGGAAUACGUCGAGCAAUACGCAGCGAAGCGGCAAGGCAACAGUCAGAUGGAGUCGAUUGCUGAUAUGAAGCGUUUUAUUGAAGAGUACCCAGAAUUUAGAAAGCUUUCGAGCAACGUGACAAAGCACAUCACGUUAGUAGGGGAGUUGAGUAGGCGUGUUGGGCAAGAUAAUUUGUUAGACGUGAGUGAGCUGGAGCAGAGCAUAGCCUGUAAUGACAAUCACUCUCACGAUCUUAGGCAAUUACAAAUAUUAAUUCGCAAUCCAAAUGUCUCAGCGACGAACAAAUUGCGGCUUAUCGCCAUAUACGCUUUGCGCUAUUCAAAAUCAACUAAUAACAAUACACCAGCCCUAAUGGAGCUCCUUGCCGCAACCACAACCCUUCCCAAAAAUCGCAUUGACAUAGUCACGAAGCUCCUUGAUUACCACAAUUCUCUGCAGGCUGUUCCUCAAGCAGGGGGCCCAGGCGGCCUACCAGACCUAUUUCAGUCUGGAUCAUUUUUCUCUGGAGCGCGUGACCGGCUGUCCCGAGGACUCAAGGGCGUUGAGAACGUAUAUACACAGCAUUCCCCACGUCUGGAGGCUAUCCUACAGGACUUGAUCAACCGAAGGCUCAAAGAUAGCAUGUUCCCAUUCUUGGAAGGCGGAGGGCAAACGCGCGACAAACCACAGGAUAUAAUUGUUUUCAUCGUAGGCGGUGCUACCUACGAGGAGGCCAGGGUGGUAGCCCAAAUUAAUGCGAGCUCACCGGGUGUGAGGGUCGUUCUCGGUGGGACCACUAUACACAACAGCGAAAGUUUUUUGGAGGAGGUAGAGGACGCGGUGGAUUCUUGGCCAAGAGCUCGCGAAAGUACUGCAGAGGGGAGACUCAGACGUGAGAUUGGCCGGUAACAGAAGGACACAAAGCAAAUAAGGGGGGCAAACAAUAGACAAGGAGCUUUGCAAGAGAACGUGAUUUGUCGUGAAAUGGCAAAAUACUAAAGGGAAUAUUCACGUACGUUAUAGCGUUAUAGAAGAAAAGUCUAUUCACAUGCGCUGAAAAGACGUGCGAUAUUUGACUGUUUUCUCCCGAAGGCGUAUCGUACACAUCUCAUAGCAUGUCUCCACAUCAAGCUCUGAUAACCCGUCAAUCCUCGCGAUAGAUAUGUACAAUACGG
This is a messenger RNA of Verruconis gallopava, 2204 nucleotides long. RefSeq lists its product as uncharacterized. Gene Ontology annotation, cellular component: Golgi membrane. NCBI's taxonomy places the organism in Eukaryota, Fungi, Ascomycota, Dothideomycetes, Venturiales, Sympoventuriaceae. The record is from RefSeq and is a predicted model, not a curated record. Gene Ontology annotation, biological process: intracellular protein transport; vesicle-mediated transport. The transcript is spliced from 6 exons. Bases 148 to 1938 code for a protein of 596 amino acids.